Molecule: messenger RNA, 984 nt
Organism: Penicillium vulpinum
Lineage: Eukaryota; Fungi; Ascomycota; Eurotiomycetes; Eurotiales; Aspergillaceae
Exons: 3
Coding region: 1-984 (327 amino acids)
Source: RefSeq, a predicted model, not a curated record
AUGGCGGACCCACACGCGGGAGGGCCCGAGCCCCCUCGCACAACCACACCCGGAACGACAACGACCAACGCGUUGGAUAACUCUAAUUCGACUACUGCGCCUCGGACCAGAAGACAGGCCCGGCCCAGUGAUGGCCACACCACCGCAACGCGUUCUGAGACCACGAGCUCCGGAGACAACAAUGGACGCGUCACGACCCGGGACAUCUGCCGACUGAUCGAAGGCUUAAAAGAGACGAUCGCCUACCAAACCGAGCUCAUCCAGUCCACCAAGAACGAACUGCUAGAAGUGAAGCACGACCAGAACGUCCUGCAGACGCAGAACGAGAAACUCCACGAGGAAGUUCGAGCUUUGCGGACGCAUAUUGAUGCCCUCCCACCACCACCGACCGCAAAAUCAUGGGCCACAGUAGCAGCGAGUCACCCACCUUCUCAAUCAAACCACCAGCGCCCAGACAAGGACCAAGACUGCGUCCGAAUCAGCACCCAGCGCUCCUUCGUGGAUCCUAGAGACAAUGAAAGCAACGAACCAAAUACCUUUGGGCGAUAUCUCCCAACGGAGACCGCAAACAUCCAAAUCCGCACGGCGCUGUCGAACUCACCGUCUACACACGACGCCCAAGUAGCCGGGGUUGGCACCACCAAAACUGGAUAUGUCAUCCGGAAACAACACGAAAUUGGUCAAGGCGCGGUUCGGCGUCGUGAUACACCGGACCCCACGGAGGGUUUUGACCUCGAGAACGCGAACGCACAGGCGAUUGAGAAAAUCAUGAAAGAGAACGACCUAACCGAGCUAGGACCCCGGAUCAAGGAGGUGGCUUGGCUUAAGAAGAAAGACAAGGCACUAGGGAAGUUUGCCUCCCUAGGCAUCUGGUUCGACACCGCGGAAGGAGUUGAUUACAUUCUAGGCAAGGGCUUCCUGAAACGCCGCGAUGUGGACACUGCGCUGGCCAACACGAGCGAGAACGGUGCCCCCCGGGUGUGA